Molecule: messenger RNA, 914 nt
Organism: Meloidogyne enterolobii
Lineage: Eukaryota; Metazoa; Nematoda; Chromadorea; Rhabditida; Meloidogynidae
Source: the annotation of a GenBank genome assembly
UUAUAGCAUUAAAGUUGACAGAUAGAUGGAAAUCCUUUCAAAAUUUUUAUUUUCAAAUCCUACGGAAGAAUAUAGAGAGAUUAGGAACAAUUAUGAAAGAAUCGAGGGAAUCUAGGUUAAUUAAUGUGAAGAAACUUUUGUAGUUUACCUGGUGAUUUGUGAGAAUUCAGUGGUUUUGGGGGAGUGGGGAAAUGAGGGGACCUUCUACCUUUUAUCAGUGAGAUCCAACUGUAUAUUAAUUAAAUACCUAAUUUAUUUUAACCUUUCUUUAAAAAAAGGUUUAUGUUGUUUAUCACAAAGGAUUAAAAAAAGAAUAUGCUCUAAAAAUAAUGCAAAAACGGAGAAUUUGUAAAUAUAAAUUUGUUGAAAAUAUUCUCAAUGAACUAAAUUUACUUCAAGGAUUAACUCAUCCUUUUAUUUGUUCACUUUGGUAUGCAUUUCAGGAUUCCGACCAAAUUUAUAUGAUUAGUGAUUUACUGCCUGGAGGGGAUUUGGCUUAUCAUUUAAAAAAUCAGGGCCGUUUCUCCGAAUCUAGAGCUAAAUUAUUAUUUUGUGAAUUGGCAUUAGCACUUGAUUAUUUACAUAGACAAAGAAUUGGCCAUUUUGAUGUAAAGCCAGCAAAUAUUUUAUUAGACGAGAAAGGACAUUCACAUUUAAGUGAUUUUAGUUUAGCCAAAAAACUUUCAAAAGGAGAAUUAGCCAAUACACUUUCUGGCACCCAUCUUUAUAUGGCACCAGAAAUAUACCUCACUUUUACAGGCAAUAUUAAAGGGUAUGAUUGGAGAGUGGAUUGGUGGGCACUUGGUGUUUGUUUUUAUGAAAUGCUUCGUGGGCGUACUCCAUAUGAAUAUCCCUCAACUUUUUCUUCACUUCAGGUUCUUACUUUGGGACUUUUUUAUUAUCAAAAAACUUAA